AUGUUAAUUGCUGCAGGUGCAAUUGAAGAUUGGACUUAUUAUCUUAUUAAUUUUACUCCAUCAUCAACAUCUCAUAAAGAAUGUAUUCGAUUUGAAUCGGAUUUAAAACGUAUUUAUAUUUAUGCAACACGUUCAAUACAAACACAAGAUCAAACAAAUUCAAAUCGAUAUGCAUUAGUAGCUAAUGCAUUCAAAGAAACAAAUAUUAAAAGACCAGAAGAAUGUCGAUGUGCUCUCCAAGUUUUCCAAUAUAUUAUUAAGGAAUUUCGAGAUAAAACUGAUACACCUGAAUUAGAAAUUAAAGAUUUAGCAAUGGAAAUUCGUGGUUAUGGAAUUUUUGCUAAUGUAGCAAAAGAAGAUGUUAAAUUUAUAUUUGUUGGCUUAAUUCAACGUUGUGAACAAAUUGCAAUGCCAACAAUGACAUUAGCUCAAGCAGUAGAUGUAUUUGAUGAACGUUUUUAUGGUUUACCGGAUUUAAUUGAUGUUAUUUCAGCUAUUAUUAUUGAAAUGACAAAUAUUGGAGAAGAAUUUCUUGGUCCACUUGAAUGUUUAACUUAUAUGACAAUUGAUUAUUAUCCACGUUAUCAACCUAAACCACAAGCAACAACAUGUUUAUCUAUUAUUAAAAUGAUUUCAGUUUUACAAACAAAACCAAUUUCUAUAAACCAUUUUUAUCUCGAAUUGGAGGAAGAUAAAGAUGAAACUACUACAACUGAUCCUGGUUUUGGUAUGAAACCUGUUUAA
Messenger RNA from Rotaria sp. Silwood2, 744 nucleotides. NCBI's taxonomy places the organism in Eukaryota, Metazoa, Rotifera, Eurotatoria, Philodinida, Philodinidae. The record is from the annotation of a GenBank genome assembly.